This is a messenger RNA of Bufo bufo (common toad), 8247 nucleotides long. RefSeq names its product neural-cadherin-like. Gene Ontology annotation, biological process: multicellular organism development; cell morphogenesis; homophilic cell-cell adhesion. The record is from RefSeq and is a predicted model, not a curated record. The transcript has 34 exons. The coding region runs from base 1 to 8235 and encodes 2744 amino acids. Gene Ontology annotation, molecular function: cadherin binding; calcium ion binding. NCBI's taxonomy places the organism in Eukaryota, Metazoa, Chordata, Amphibia, Anura, Bufonidae. Gene Ontology annotation, cellular component: adherens junction; plasma membrane; catenin complex.
AUGGGGUAUGAAAAACAGGCUUGGAAGACCAAUGGAAUGGAUGUUGUUGAUGCCACAAGAGGGGUUCCUCUCAAUACCAGGAAGGGCUGCAAGAAGAGAAAUGUAGACAUGGAAGGUGUCUCCUCUACAGUACCAAAAUCUGCUCUAAAUGUAGAUGUCUAUUCUCUAAACGUCCAUGACUCUCAAAGGCCAAGGAAUGGUGGGCAUCUUACUGCAGUGUUGCCAGCUUUGCCUCCAACUAUUUCCACUCCUUACCCGACAUCUCUUGUGCCAAAACCAAUUCAUGUUCUCUCCAGCUUUCCAGUUACUCCUGUGCUACCUCCUCUCACCUCCAAAUAUAGACCUGUUCGCUCUAUUUACCCGCGAGCCAUAUCUUCAUCCUACACCGUACGAGUCCCAGCAGGAGGAGCCCUUGGGGAAACCAUAUUUACCAUUCUAGACAGGAGGUAUCGGGCUAAAUGGUUUGAAAUCAGCUGGCCCUCCAACCCCCCGGUAAGGAUAGAAAGUGGAUCUGGACGGUUGUAUCUAAGCCAUAAAUUGCAAGGUGGACAGACUGAGAUACAAGUGAAAGUGCAUAACCUGGAGCAAGAUGGUGACUGGUAUUUGUGCCACAUAACCAUUGUUGUUCCCCGAGAGGAGAGUCUGGAGUGGACCAUGUACCCAUUCCCGUACCUGGCUUGUGCGAACCUUGAAGCACCAAAAGGCACUUUUGUGUACCAGCUGUUGGCCCAUUACUACAAUGACGAGAGCUCUGGGGGUGGCAUAUCUUACCAUCUCAUGGAAGGUGGUGACCAGCGCUUCGAGGUGGAUAAAGAUACUGGAGUUAUCAGUACAACUGGUUUAUCGGUAAUGUGGAACAUGGAAUAUGCUCUCACAGUUCAGGCCACCGAUAAACACGGAAAAAAGAGCCCAUACGCGUCUAUCUCCAUCCUGGUUGGAUUACGGCCACCGCAGUUUACCAAUAUGACUUACAGUCUGUAUGUCCCAGAAAACACAGCCGUUGGGGAGAAAACGGCAGUGGUGGAAGCGGUGUCCUUUCAAGGCAAACCUAUCACCUACACCAUCCUAAUGAAUCCCAGUGGUCUGUUCAGCAUUAACCAAGAGAGCGGGGAGCUGAGCCUGACUCGCGCUGUGGACUACGAGAGUGAACAUCGUAUUUAUGACUUGCUGGUGAAAGCUCUGGAGACAGAGAGCGCACUCAGCAGUGUCACCGAGGUCAUGAUUCACAUCACGGAUGAUAACGACUGUUCCCCUGAGUUCCAUAAGUCAAUUUACAGCCAGGACAGCAUUUUAGAAAAUAUUCCUGUGGGCACAUCCAUCUUAGAAGUUACAGCACAGGACUGUGACUCCGGGAGCAAUGCAGAGAUUUCUUUCUUCACCCAGAGCUCUGACUUCUCCAUCACAUCUCAAGGAGUCAUCCUGUCCAGCCAGAGACUAGACUACGAGAAAGCCAACCACAUGUAUGAGUUUGUAGUGAUCGCGAUAGACAAAGGAAACCCUCCUCGUACAGGAACAGCUUCUGUGCGUCUACAGAUGUUGAAUAUCAAUGAUGAAGCCCCAGUUUUCUCCCAAACUGUAUAUAACACUUUCCUGUCAGAAGAUGCCGGACCAAACACCUUGGUGGCCAUGGUUCAUGCUAAAGAUCCUGAUGGAGACAGCGUAUCAUACUUUAUUGUUGAUGGAAAUGAAGAAGGAAACUUUGAAUUGGACAGCCAGAAAGGUAUCUUAAAACUUCGUAGAACCCCACUGCCAAGGUUGCUGAAAACUCAGUUUAUAUUGAACAUUUCCGCAGUUGACGAUAACUCAUCUGGUGGACCUUCAAGUUUGAGCAGCUUCACUCAAGUCAUUGUACAGAUAAAUUAUUUCAAUAACAACAAGCCAACCUUCAAAGAGUGUUUUCAGUAUAGUCAGAAUUCAUGGAUUCUGGAGAACCAGCCUUCUGGUAUUUUUGUCCUACAAGUAGAAGCUCAUGAUGCGGAUAUUGGUGUGAAUGGAGAAGUGAAGUAUGGAUUAAUGCAUAGAGAAGGUGCCAUCCUGGCAUUUACUAUUGAUGCUCAUACAGGUGUGAUCACUAGCUCUCAGAGCUUUGACCAAGAGAAUCAAAGGGAGUAUACCUUCUCAGUAACUGCCACAGACCAGGCUCAAGAGCCCUUGAUUGGUGUUUGCCACAUUACUAUCUUUGUGGCUGAUGUCAACGAUAAUGACCCCAAAUUUGAAAACAGUCAUUACCAAUUUUUCCUUCAUGAAGAUACACCUGUUGGUACAAGUUUUCUUCGUGUUGUUGCUGUUGAUGAUGACCAGGGAGUCAAUGCUGCCAUUACAUACACAAUGUUAGCUCAGCAGCCAGACUAUUUCCAGGUCAACCCCAGCACUGGAUGGGUUUAUGUCAACUAUCCAAUAUCCCAGAUUUCUCAGAUCACUCAAAACAUUAUUGCAACAGAUGGAGGCAACCGAAGCUCUAGUGUGGAGCUUUCAGUAACCAUCAUUAAUGUUCUCAACCAGCCACCUCAAUGGGAACAGGGAAGCUACUGGAUUUCCAUUCCUGAAAAUAUUACUCGCUAUUCCAAGAUUGUGACUGUGAAAGCUACAUCUCUUCUUGACGAUCCUCAAAUAACGUAUAACAUGGUGGAAGGCCUAGUAUCAGAGACAAAUAAUCCCAUCCGCUUCUACCUGAAGCCUAACAGAGCUGAUGGCUCAGCCUCCAUACUUGUUUCUGAACCACUGGAUUUUGAAGGGACCAAGUUCUUUACCUUGAAGAUUAGAGCUCAGAACAUGGCUAAUGUUCCUUUAGCUUCUUUCACAACUGUUUACAUCAAUGUGACUGAUGUCAAUGACAAUGUCCCAUUCUUCACUGCUUCUACUUAUGAAGUGACCUUACCAGAGGGAGCAGAGAUUGGUUCAUCAAUAGUAGAAGUUAGAGCUACAGAUCAAGACACUGGACUUCAUGGAAAGGUUCAAUAUGUAAUACUGAAAGAUAUCAAUGGCGACUACCAACAUUUCACAAUUAACCCUGAGAUGGGAGUUAUAUACACAGCAACUUUGUUUGACCGCGAGGAACAAGCUUCGUAUCUCAUUGAAGUUCAAACUCAGGACUCCACAGAGUCAGCACUGCCAGGAAUGCAAGGACAUCCCAACACAGAUACAGCCUUCGUCAGAAUAUUUAUAAAUGAUGUGAAUGACAAUGCUCCAGUGUUCCCACAGCAGAAAUAUGAGACCAGUGUGGAAGAAGAUAAAGAAGUGGGUUAUGUUGUGCUGACUGUAAGCGCUACUGAUAAGGAUGAAGGUGCCAAUGCCAAACUAAGAUACCAAAUUACCAGUGGAAAUACCAAAGGGAUAUUUGAUGUUGAGCCAGAGACUGGAACCAUAUUUAUUACCCAGAGACUGAACUACGAGCAGGAUACACAGUUUGAGCUCAGUCUGGUGGCAUCCGAUGGAAAGUGGGAGAAUCAUACCUCUGUAGUUAUCAGUGUGAUCAACCUAAAUGACGAGCCUCCUAUCUUUACACAGAGUGAAUAUCAUGACAGCAUUCUGGAGGAACUGACCGAUCUCCCACUGCUUGUGCUGCAAGUUUCAGCUACUGAUCCUGAUCAAGAAGCAGAUCAAAGUGCUCUCCGAUAUACUUUACAUGGACAGGGGGCCAACAGUGAGUUUGUCAUUGACCAGUUCAGUGGAAAAAUAUACGUGCACAAGAAGCUAGACCGAGAGGAAUGCUUUACUUGGCGCUUUCUUGUUCUUGCCACGGAUGAGAAUGGCGAAGGACUGACAGGUUUCGCUGAUGUGAUUAUUGAUAUCAAAGAUGUAAAUGACAACCCACCAAUGUUUCUCUGCAUGUAUGAUGGCUGCUUCACGGACUACAUCCCAGAGAACUCCCCAGCAGAUACUACAAUCAUGGAGAUGAUAGCAUUAGACUUGGAUGAUCCAAAGUCUGAAAAUAAUUCCAUUUUGACCUACAGAAUAGUCCAAAAUGUCAAGAAUGAAAUAAACCUCAAUUUAUUUUCAAUUCAUCCAUCUACCGGCUCCAUAUAUACUGUACUUGGAUCUUUGGAUAGAGAAAAAGAGGACAAAUACCUGAUUGUGGUAGAAGCAAAGGAUGGAGGAGGACUAACCGGGACAGGCACUGCCACCAUUCUGGUAUCAGAUGUGAAUGACCAUGCACCAGUUUUUACCCAGAAGGUUUACACGGCCUUCGUUCCGGAAAGUUGUGGUAUAAACAGCGAAGUGACUGUUCUACAAGCCUGGGACAAUGAUGAAGGAGAAAAUGCAAUGAUGGUGUUCAGUAUUAUUGGAGGAGAUGAUGACCGCAAGUUUUUUAUAGAGACAGAUAAAAUCCAUAAACGGGGUAUCAUUCGUCUUAGGAAAAGAAUGGACUAUGAAAAACCCCACGAGAGAUCAUUUAAUCUGACAAUCAAAGUAGAAGACAUGGACUUCUUUAAUAUAGCCUACUGUAUUAUUCAUGUUGAAGAUUCAAAUGACCAUGCCCCUGUGUUCUACCCACAUUUUUAUGACAUUAGACCAAUGCUAGAAGAUGUUCCAGUUGGCACAACAGUGGUUCAGAUAUCAGCCAUGGAUCUAGAUUCAGGCUUGAAUGGAAUGUUUUCCUACUGCAUUUUGAACUCUUCAGAUCCCCACAGUCAGUUCUCACUUGUUGGUGAUGGUUAUAUUGUGGUCUCAAAGACAUUAGAUAGGGAAAUAUCCCCCCAUCACCGGCUGGUGGUAUUGGCCACUGACAUGGGAGAACCAUCCCUUACUGGAACUGCAACCAUCUUCUUUAGCCUUGAAGAUAUCAAUGACAAUGCUCCUGGAUUUGAAACCCAAUAUAGACCCAUGAUUUGGGAAAAUACUGAAUAUCCGCAUGUCGUGCAAAUAAACAAGACGUCAACUCUGUUAUAUGCUGCAGACAAUGACACAACAGAAAAUGGUCCUCCUUUUGCCUUCUACUUACUGACUGAUCCUCAAGGCAACAAUGACUUCACACUAACAGACUUCCACAAUGGAAGUGCCAUGAUCACUGCCCUGCGCAGCUUCGACAGAGAGUUGCAACAACUUUUUUAUUUACCAAUCUUAAUAACUGAUAGUGGAAGUCCUCCCUUGACAUCUACGAAUACCUUAACCAUCGUAAUUGGAGACCGAAACGAUCAUCCUCAUUCUUCUGGACACAUGGAUUGCACUGUCUAUGCCUACAAGGGAAUACUACCAACAAUCAUCCUUGGAAAGGUUCCAGCACCAGACCUUGAUGACUGGGAGCACAAAAUGUAUUAUAUGGAAACUAAAUCAAGGAUCUUUUCUGUCCAUGAUUCUUCUGGUUUGCUGACCAUACGAGUAGGGGCCAUUCCAGGUGUUUAUAAAGUCAGGGUAAGAGUAACAGACGGAGUUUGGCCGGACGUGGUCUCCAUUGUCAAGGUAGCACUCAUUGCCAUAACUGAAGAAGAUGCCAACAAUGCUAUUGCUAUAAGAAUAAAAGGUAUCAGUGCAGAACAGUUCAUAGCCCAAACACAAGGGAUGAUCAGUAAAUAUGAGCAGCUGAAGAAACUUUUAUCCAAAAUAAUUUCCUCUGCAGAAGAUGAUGUCCAGCUCUUCAGUGUACUGAAUGUUCCGGAUCCAACCAACUCUACAGAUGUUUGGAUUUCCAGACCCCCCUAUUACGAACCUGGGAAGCUAAAUGCCAUGGUGGCUUUACAUCGUGACAAGUUAGAAUCUGCAAUGGGCGUCCAAGUGGCUCACAUCGGAGAAGAUGAGUGCAGGAAUGCCCAAUGCAGCCACAAGACUGGCUGUGUCAUUAGAAACAUAUAUAAAAAUCUCCCAACAAUGACGAGAACUGAUGGUGUCUGCUUGGGGUCAGUGACCAUUGCAACCCGGGUCCGCUGUUCCUGUGCGUCUCGAGAACUUAUGCACCUUUCCUGCUCCUCAUAUACAACCAGUCCCUGUCUUAAUGGGGGGACCUGUGUGGACACAGAGCUCGGAUAUAGGUGUCAAUGUUCCCCUGCUUACUAUGGACCCGAAUGUCAGCAAACCAAACACUCAUUUACAGGAAAAGGUUUUGCCUGGUUCCCUCCAAUAACCCUCUGCUUUGAAAGUCAUAUAUCCCUGGAUUUCAUCACUGAAGAAACUGAUGGACUUCUUCUCUACAAUGGUCCUAUGGCAUCCAAGAACCACGGGGAGUCAGAAGAUUUCAUUGCUGUAGAGAUUCAAAAUGGAUCCCCUUGCUUGGCUGUUAAUCAUGGCUCUGGAUCUCUCCUCCUGAAGUUCAACAAGAGGCGAGAUGUGUCAGAUCGCCAGUGGCAUAACUUAAAGAUUCUGAGCAAUGGAAAGAAAGUGAAGAUGAUCCUCGAUCACUGUUCAGAAGAAUCUUUGGUGAAUGGUGCUGGUGCCUCUCAUGGAAUACAUGGAGACCGCUCAUGGUGUGAAGUUUCUGGAGAGACACCUGGAAAAAAGAGGUUCCUUAAUGUUUAUCAGCCCCUGCAACUUGGUGGAGUAAAGAUUUUUCCAGAUGGUAUUCAUCCUUCCUUACAUUUCAAAGGCUUUACUGGCUGUAUCAGGAAUCUGCAGGUUGAUAGCAAGGUCUAUGACUUGGAGCAGCCUGUGGAUUCAGAAAAUAGUGCUGCAGGCUGCUCUGCAAUAGAUGAUCAUUGCAGGGUUACUGGAUCGCCCCCUUGUGGAGGUCAUGGAUUCUGCAUAAGCGAAUGGAACUCUGCUAAGUGUGACUGUAAUCCAGGAUUUGCUGGGGAGCACUGUGACACAGCUCUGCAGGAAUGGAGUUUUGAAAGAGGAAGUUGGGUCCAUUUUGUGAUACAUCAUCCUCUCAGCCCCCACACUACUCACAUACAACUUCUGCUUCGUACACGGACCUCUUCGUCUACGAUUCUCCAUCUGGUAUCAAAAGACAGAUCUUCUUUCUUGCGGUUGGAGGUUGCAGAAGGACAUUUUGCUAUUCGCUUUAACUUUGGAGAGCGAAACCUUGUGAUCCGAUUGCCUGACGUCCGGAUAGAUCAUGGACAAUGGACACUUGUGAGCCUGGAGCGUGAUGGAAACACAUUCACCUUGAGCAUUGAAAGAGGUGGCGGAAUCCGAGAAGUGACAUCAACUGUCGGGAAAAACAAGCUGUUUGAUGUUGAUCCAUCAAAUGUUUUGCUAGGAAACAGCUUACCACAGCAAACCGAGAAUGAUUUCCAAGGAUGUCUGCGUGAUGUGCGGAUUAAUGGCCACUUGCUGCCAAUAGGUGGAGAGGGAAAUGAGCACAGUACGGUCAGUUCUGAGGGGGUGAACAAUGGGUGUCACUCGGAGGUUUGCAGGAACCAACCUUGUCAACCUCAUCUCAACUGCAUAGACUUAUGGAGAAAGUAUGAAUGCAGAUGCCCAGCAGACAAGGUUGAAGUGAUGAACAAUGUGACCGGACAGAAGCAGUGCCACCCAUCACCCUGCACAAGACGGAGCUGCCGAAACAGAGGCACUUGUGUAGUGCAAUCCCAACAUAAAUAUCUCUGUCUGUGCAAAGAUGGCUACAAGGGAAGGAGCUGUGAGAGCAGCUUGACCAGGACAGGGAGACCCAUUGGUCUGACCUCAGGAUCCAUCCUAGCCAUCAGUAUGUGUCUUCUCAUCUUCAUAGCGUUGUUGGUUUCGUAUACAGUAUGGAGUCAGUGGGGACGGUCUAAGUUUCGGAAAGGAGGAGUUUACUAUAUGCCUCCUGAGCACGAAAGCUGGGAGGGCAUGCGAAGAACUGUCUUAAAUUAUAACAAAGAUGGUGGAGAACAUGACCAGCGCUGGAAGAAAGCGGACAGACUUAGAGGGGCAAUAAACAACAAAGGCACGAAGGUCAUUAACGGCUAUGACCUCCAGAAACUAAAAAAGCCAACACAAGCAAAUGCCCAUGUGCUCUGUUCUACCUUAAGUGAACAAAGAACAGCAAAGCUUUAUCAUGAGCCAGACCAUCUCCUCAAUGCUGAUAGACCACGAAGACCCUUCCUUUCUGAAGAGACACCCAGUAGUGACAGCAGUGUCACUGACCUCCAGGAGCACGUGGCUCAUAUUGUUUGGGCGGCAGACAAUGACUGGACGUGCCACCCUCCUGAUACUCUCCAUAUGUACUGUGCAGAAGGAAAUAACUCAAGAUUUGGGAGCCUGAGUUCAUUAGAUUCUUCUAGUAUCGAUGAAGACUUGAGUUUUGGUUAUCUCAGUGAAUGGGGACCAAAGUUUGACAGACUUGGUGAUCUCUACCAUCCGUCAAAAACUCAGGUUUAGCUAGCUGUAGAC